AUGCUUGUGAGAGCUUUUGUAAAUUGUAAUGAAAUUUCAUCCUUCGAGAAUCUUCAACCAGAUGAUGGAAAAAAGAGAGGGAUAUGUGGUUUAAGCAAAUAUAAUCAGUACGAUGCUUUGUGUGUUGUAAGGUGUUUGGUUGCGAAGAGGUUUUUGAUAGCUGGUGGUGGUGCGCCGGAGAUAGAGUUGUCUAAGCAAUUGGGUGCUUGGGCGAAGGUGUUGCAUGGAAUUGGGGGUUAUUGCAUUCGGGAAUUUGCUGAGGCGCUUGAAGUUAUUCCUUAUACUUUGGCUAAGAAUGCUGGUUUGAAUCUGAUUGUGAUUGUUACUGAGCUGAGGAAUCGUCAUGCACAGGGUGAGAUAAAUGCUGGAAUCAAUGUUAGGAAAGGUCAAAUUACGAAUAUCCUUGAAGAGAAUGUGGUGCAGCCACUGCUUGUAAGCACAAGUUCUAUAACCUUGGCAACAAAGUGUGUGCGGAUGAUUUUGAAGAUUGAUGAUAUUGUGACCAUGAGGUAG
Molecule: messenger RNA, 513 nt
Organism: Lathyrus sativus (Indian pea)
Lineage: Eukaryota; Viridiplantae; Streptophyta; Magnoliopsida; Fabales; Fabaceae
Source: the annotation of a GenBank genome assembly